GUCAUUUUCUCCAGCAAACAAAAUCCAUCAAACUCUCUCUCUCUCUCUCUCUCUCUCUGUGUAACGCUCAUCAGCUCUGUACUUCCUCCUUCCCAUUUCACACACUACACACACACCACAAACACUCACGGUCUCUCUCUCUCUCUCUCUCUCUCUCUCUCUCUUGCUUUCUCUCUCUCUAAAUGGCUGAAUCUCACUCAAGAAGAUGAAAAUUCCCAGCAAGCCCCGCCACCCCUCGCCGACAUUCCCACCACCAGACUCGGAUCUUCACCCACCCAGGCCCAGCAGCGCUCGCAGAAAGACCCGAGCUCCCGGUUCGGCCCGGUUGAAGCGGGCCGGCCUUCCGGCCGGAAAGCGGAGCCGACCCGAGACGCCUCUACUCAAGUGGAAGAUCGACGAAGGCCACGAAGACCACCGCGGGGAUAGAAGAAAAGACCAAAAUGCCCCUGAGGAGGAGAGAGAAGAUGGGGGGAAGAGGAAGAGCAGGAAGGGAAGAGAGGUCGCCAUGUCUGCCAGGAAGCUCGCCGCCGGGCUAUGGCGGCUGCAGUUGCCGGAAAAUGUUUCGGGUGUACCAGGGCGGAGUGGUCAGCUAGGGUUUCAGCCUGACGUCGGCCAUAUCAGCGUACCGUUUCUCCGUAAUCGCAACAGCAAAGCAUAUGCUUCUGAAGCAAAUGAUUUUUUACAAAGCCCUAGUUCUACCUCAAGGAAUGGAUUCUUGUCCAAGUUAUCCAACUCUGCCAUGGAGGGGCAAACAAAAUGGGAUCCUGUCUGCUUGAAAACAUCAGAUGAGGUACGACAAAUUUACAGCCAAAUGAAGCUUCUUGAUCAACAAGCAAGUGCUGCAUCAGUGGCAUCUGUACUUGAAGCUGAGUUAGAGCAGGCUCGAGCUCGAAUUCAGGAGCUUGAGAUGGAUCGGCGUUCCUCAAAAAAGAAACUCGAACACUUCUUAAGGAAUGUCAGUGAGGAAAGGGUUUCAUGGAGGAGCAGAGAGCAUGAGAAAGUCCGUGCAUUUAUUGAUGACAUCAAGGCUGAACUGAACCGGGAAAGGAAAAAUCGUCAGAGAACUGAAAUUCUCAAUUCCAAAUUGGUUAAUGAGCUUGCUGAUGCCAAGUUAUCAGCAAAGCGAUACAUACAGGACUACGAAAAAGAAAGAAAGGCGAGAGAAUUAAUUGAGGAAGUAUGUGAUGAGCUUGCUAAGGAAAUUGGAGAAGACAAGGCUGAAGUUGAAGCAUUGAAGAGAGAAUCCAUGAAACUCAGAGAGGAAGUGGAAGAGGAAAGGAAGAUGUUACAGAUGGCUGAGGUCUGGCGUGAAGAACGUGUUCAAAUGAAGCUGGUUGAUGCUAAGGUGGCAGUUGAGGAGAAGUAUUCUCUGAUGAACAAGCUUGUGGUAAAUCUAGAGAAUUUUCUGAGGUCAAGAAGUGCAACCCCAGAUGUGAAGGAAAUGAGAGAAGCAGAGUUUCUUCGACAGGCUGCUGCUACCGUGAAUAUUCAAGACGUCAAGGAUGUUUCUUAUGAACCCCCCAAUCCUGAUGAUAUCUUUUCCGUGUUCGAAGAGGUUAAUUUUGGUGAGCCUAAUGAGAGGGAGAUUGAGCAAUGUGUUGCCUACAGUCCUGCUAGCCAUGCUUCCAAAAUUCGUACUGUGAGUCCCGAAGUCAAUGGAAUCAACAAGGACCGGAUCCAAAGACAUCCAAUUGCAUAUGUUGGUCAUAAUGGUGAUAUUGAAGAAGAUGAGAGUGGAUGGGAAACUGUGAGCCAUCUUGAGGAUCAGGGCUCAAGCUACUCACCAGACGGGAGUGCCCCAUCUGUCAAUAAGAAUCGCCGAGAGAGUAAUGUCUCAGAGAGUGGAACAGAAUGGGAAGACAAUGAAGGUGAGGAAACACCAAUCACUGAAAUCAGUGAGGUUUGCUCGGUACCAACAAAGCAGAUUAAGAAGGUAUCAUCAAUAGCAAGGCUUUGGCGAUCCGGCCAAAAUAACGGGGACAACUACAAGAUAAUCUCUUUAGAGGGAAUAAAUGGCAGGCUUUCGAAUGGAAGGAUAUCUACUGGGGGUAUCGUAUCUCCGGAUCGGGGUUCAGGUAAAGGUGGGCUUAGCCCCUCUGAUUUGGUGGGGCAGUGGAGUUCUCCCGAGUCAGGGAAUCACGUUCGAGGAAUGAAAGGGUGCAUUCCUCUUGGGGCGCAGAAGCAUAGUUUGAAGGCAAAGCUUUUGGAGGCAAGGUUGGACAGUCAAAAAGUUCAAUUGCGUCAUGUGCUUAAGCAGAAGAUCUAGAAGUAGCAAGGCAGAGCUUGCUCAUCCAAAAUACUCACAAACCCGGACAAAAAUAAGUAGUUCCAUUUCUCACCGUGCAAGGUACCAACUUUCUGCUACUUGAAACUGCUCGCAUGCGGUGGGGAUGAAGAGUCUGAAUAAUGCAGAUGGUAAUGGACUCACAUCUUGUUUCCCAAUUUACACCCAUAAUUAUGCUAUGCUUACAGUUCCAUGAUAAUCUGGAUGAACAACCAGGCUAGGUUAUCUUGUGUCAUAUGAGGGGCUGUUGGUUCUGCUUGUUUUGGGGGUCUUUGCAAGUGAUCCAGAAAUCAAGUCAUAUUAUUUGUAUCAUUUUUAGUCUAGAGGACACCAUUUAAGGAAAAUGGGAGACAAACGAAAACAUUUCCUUAUCUGUAAUAUGUAUUUUGUUAUGAGAAAUGUUCGAUUUAGUUUCUUUUAGGAAA
Molecule: messenger RNA, 2709 nt
Organism: Prunus dulcis (almond)
Lineage: Eukaryota; Viridiplantae; Streptophyta; Magnoliopsida; Rosales; Rosaceae
Product: coiled-coil domain-containing protein 39-like
Exons: 3
Coding region: 206-2266 (686 amino acids)
Source: RefSeq, a predicted model, not a curated record